Messenger RNA from Drosophila santomea, 1588 nucleotides. RefSeq lists its product as uncharacterized. Bases 115 to 1431 code for a protein of 438 amino acids. The transcript is spliced from 2 exons. The record is from RefSeq and is a predicted model, not a curated record. NCBI's taxonomy places the organism in Eukaryota, Metazoa, Arthropoda, Insecta, Diptera, Drosophilidae.
UCAAUAUAAAUUUACUGAACCAUAAUGUCCCUGUGGUCUAGGCUUUCGAUUACAUCAAGAAAUCAAAAUUAAUCAAUCAAAAUUUUAGUUAACAUUUAAAGUAUCUGCCACAGGAUGAGCAUGCGGAAAAUGUGUUGCCGCUUUUCAGCAAAUUUUCCUUGGACCACCAAGAUUGAUUCGAUUGGUAAAAAACAAUCGUCUAGGUCCUCAUGUCUUUCCCAGGAGCAUUGUCUUUGGCGUCAAAGAAACCAAGUGGAAAUCGAACAGUUGGCAAAGCUGGUGGGCUACAAACCCGAGGAAAUCGAUGGCUUUCUUUUUAAUCUUAGUCUACGGAACUAUAAUAAUCUGUUAAAGCCCAAGGGCUAUGGAUGGGAUGGCUGUAAUGUGCCCCUAUGUUAUCCGUAUGUCUGUGAUCGGUACAUGGCCAUAUUCGAUAAUCGUGGCAACUUACGAAAUCCCAUCCAUACAAGGAGCCUGGAUAGUAUACUUUCGUUACUGCAGGAUUACUUGAAUGGUGCUUCCCCUUAUGAUCGAAAGAACUCGCCUAUGGCGUAUCCUUACGAACAGCUGGGUAAACAUCGUUCAAGGAUCGAAAGUGAGAAAGUUUUAAGCGCAGGCGUCGAACACAGCGAUUUACAAAGUCUGGGAUCAUCAGAUUGGAUCUUUCAGAUCCUUGGCAGUCCAAAGAAAUCGAAAAGCCAGGAAAAAUCGAUCUCCCACCGAGAACCGCAAGCAGUGGAGAGACCGGAAUUAAUAUCCGAAUUAGAAUCAGAAUCUCAAAAGGUGAAAAUGUAUAGGAAAAAUAAAGACUUUGGUCGGCAGGCUGUUUUUCUUAAUGAUGAACUAGCCCUAGCUUAUGCCAAGUCUUAUGAUUAUGCGGAAUAUCUGAUGAAAACGUUGGGUCGACAUCGAUUUAGGGACAGCUAUAUAGGUCCUGUGGGGGAUUUAAGAACAGCACGUACUCGCAUUCUUAUAAGGGACUUAAUCGCAAGGAAAGGAAUGAAUAUAAGUGAAAAAGAUUUAAGCAAGGCCUUAAAAAAGGUCGAUCUUGAGUGGAAAGGAACGACACGCGCAGAUAAUAAACGUGAAAUGAAAACAGCCCGGGAGAUUUCCAGGCUUUACAAUGCCAUUGUUCAGACGCCGUCAAAUGACUCUAUUCCUUGGGAAAUUAUAGGCAAUGUCAGAGAGAACUACCCAAAGGUUCCAAAAGCCUCGAAAUCUCCCAGAAAAUACUUGGCCGGCCGACCCUCAUUGCUUUUCCACGAACCUUUUAAUCAAAAAAAGAACAGGACCGGGCAACGGCGAAAUUCAAGGCAUUCCCGGCUAAAUUCCGAUUACAAACUCUCAAGUGCAAGGAUUAAGCGAUAUUUAAACACAUCCAUGAAAAAACCUAUAGAGCCGGUCGAAGAAAGUUCUUCAAUUAAGGAGUGAAGGGGAAUGAUUGCAGAAACGAGAGUCUUAAAAUCCCUUGCAAGCAUGCUUAGAAAAUUACAGCAGAGAAAUCAUUCAAAAUUUUAGUUUGGAACUGGCAACCAAAAAUUUGUUCUUUCUUAAAUACCUGCUUUUCGGAACACCAAGACGGUCAGGC